Messenger RNA from Durio zibethinus, 2063 nucleotides. Its product is annotated as putative serine/threonine-protein kinase PBL16. Gene Ontology annotation, biological process: protein phosphorylation. The record is from RefSeq and is a predicted model, not a curated record. Gene Ontology annotation, molecular function: protein kinase activity; ATP binding. NCBI's taxonomy places the organism in Eukaryota, Viridiplantae, Streptophyta, Magnoliopsida, Malvales, Malvaceae.
GUAAGGUGGUUGCAAAGUUCAUUCGGCUGAAGUGGAGUCGGGUGAUGGAUGGUAUUGUAAUUUUGUUUUUGAGCAUGGAUGGUCUUGUAAUUUGAAGUACGAUUGUUAGCGCGUAGGAACAUGAGCAAAAGGAUUACGGAGAGUACAAAGAGAAGACGCACGCCGAGGGCAAGGGAAAAAGCUAUAUUUUGAUUCAGCGAACAGCGAUAGAAAAAGAUUGGUGGGAUCCAUUAAAAUGCGCGCAAAAGCUACAAAAGAAAACAAAAGAAAAUGAAUAUUCUGAGCCAGGACCAACCAAACACAACAGCAAAACUCUUCUCCUCCCCGUGGGCCCGUUUCCGCCAUAGCCAAGAACGAGCCCCCACCUCAACAUUCAUCCCAUCAUUGCCAUUAAGAAUUUCUCUUCCUCUCUCUCAUCUACAUUUUUGCGAUUCGCAUAACAUUGCUGGGUCUUCUUGAUAACAGAGUCUUCUUUGUCUUUCCUGAUUUGGGUUUUAUUUUUUUUUUCUUUUUACUAGUAAAGAAUCAAAGAGAACUUCAAAUAAAUUAGGUUUUGAUGAGGCGUUGUUUGUGAGGUAAGUUGGUUUCUUUGGCUUCCUUCUGGAUUUUGCUAUAAUGGGGAAUUGCUGGUGUAAGUGGGAGCCUUCCAUUUACAGAGUCUCAUCUAAUGCUAAAUCAGAGUCUCCCAAAGACCAGAGUCCCUCAGAAAAACAAAGGAGGGAUGACAGUAAGUUGCCCUCAAAUCCCAAAGAAGUAGAAGACUUACGUCGUGAUUCUGCUGUGAAUCCGUUGAUCGCAUUCACGUUUGAAGAGUUGAAGAUUAUCACAGGAAAUUUUAGGCAAGACCGUGUGUUGGGUGGAGGAGGUUUCGGAAGUGUUUAUAAAGGCUUCAUUUCCGAGGACUUGAGGGAGGGGCUUCAGCUUCAGCUUGAGCUUCAGCCCUUUCCUGUUGCUGUAAAGGUGCAUGACGGUGAUAACAGUUAUCAAGGACACAGGGAAUGGCUGGCAGAGGUCAUAUUCCUGGGGCAGCUUUCUCAUCCAAAUUUGGUCAAACUAAUUGGGUACUGCUGCGAAGAUGACCACCGUGUACUAAUAUACGAGUAUAUGGCUCGUGGCAGUGUGGAAAACAAUCUUUUUUCAAGAGUAUUGCUUCCUCUUCCAUGGUCAACUAGAAUGAAGAUUGCAUUUGGUGCUGCUAAAGGACUUGCCUUUCUCCAUGAAGCAGAGAAACCCGUCAUCUACCGCGAUUUUAAGACAUCUAAUAUUCUAUUGGACCUGGAUUACAACGCCAAGCUCUCUGAUUUUGGGCUUGCGAAAGAUGGACCGGUGGGAGACAAAUCUCAUGUUUCCACUCGCAUAAUGGGAACAUAUGGCUAUGCAGCACCUGAGUACAUCAUGACUGGACAUCUGACUCCUCGAAGUGAUGUGUACAGCUUUGGUGUUGUUCUUCUUGAACUUCUGACAGGAAGGAAAUCCUUAGACAAGUCACGGCCAGCCCGUGAACAGAACCUCACCGAAUGGGCUCUACCUCUACUUAAAGAGAAGAAGAAAUUAGUCAACAUAAUAGAUCCAAGAUUAGAAGGAGAUUAUUCCAUCAAAGGGGUACACAAAGCUUCCAUGCUAGUUUAUCAUUGCUUGAAUCGGAAUCCCAAAGCAAGGCCUCUAAUGCGAGAUAUAGUAGAUUCAUUGGAGCCUCUGCAGCAUUCUGACCAAGUUCCAACUGAAAAAGCUGUCAUAACUGUGAUUACUGAGGUACCAAACGAAGAGUUAAAGGUUAAGAACUGACCCCCACUCUCUUUUAUUUGGUCAACUUUCUUCUCCAGGAGAGUUUUUGCAAUAUUAUAGCUGCUUCGUCAACCCUGUUUUUUUUUUCUUCUGUCUCAAACAUGGUCAGUACAGUUGCUUGCUAUUUGAUUUUUGUAAACAUCUCUCAAUCAUAAUACCCAGUUUGUACUUGUAUACCUCAACCACACCUCUUAUUGUAGUCAUUUAGGUAACGUUUGGUGCACAAAAUUAUGGGAGGAUAAAAUAAAAUAAUAUUAUAAAUAAGAUUAGAUUAAAUA